AUGCGUCGAUGCGCCAGGACGCGACAGCGCCGGAAAAACUACAUCUCCCACAAUCCUCGGCGAAGGCUCCCUAGGUACUGGCCUGACUUCCGGCUGCGGCGUAUCUGGAGAGGGGCACAGCCUGACAGGAAAGGAAGGUUGGGAGGGGGCUCCGUCAGCGGCACCUGGUUCACCCUCCCCCGGCUGCGCCAGGUUCAUUCUCUGCGCGUUCACUUCCGCGGUGGCGCCGUGUCCACCACGGCACUGCGAGGUCCGAGGGGCAGUAACCCUCUGGAACUAGACAAUUCAUGUGAGAUAAGAAAGAAGAGCCCACAAGACCAAGAAUGCAUUCUCAGUUUACAGACCACUGACCAGAGACCACUCCAGGGUGUCAGGACUAAGAGAAGUCACAAAACAGCGGGUUUCCCAAGAGCAGUGGAAAAUGAUCCAGUCACAGGUUGCGACCUGUCGUUCCCCGGCAAUAAACUGGUCUCUGGAGAUCACUGUAAAAUUGUAGUGGAUGAAAAAUCAGGUCAGGUGACACUGGAAGAUACCAGCACCAACGGAACAGUGAUUAACAAGCUGAAAGUUGUGAAGAAGCAGACGUGCCCUUUACAGAGUGGGGAUAUCAUCUACCUGGUGUACAGGAAGAAUGAACCGGAACACAACGUGGCAUACCUCUAUGAAUCUUUAAAUGAAAAGCAAGGCAUGACACAAGAAUCCUUUGAUGCCUCAGGUGCAGGUGUAGGUGCAGGGCCAGGGGCCGAUCCCCGGCUCCCUCCGUUGUCGCCCACCGCUCAGGUGUGCUUUGAGGAACCACAGCCAUCAACGUCGACGUCAGACCUCUUCCCCACAGCCUUGGCCUCUUCCACGGAGCUGCCUCCUGCAGGGCGAGAGCAUUCCUCCAGUUGCGAGUCUGGGGGUGGUGGCAUCUCCCCUAAAGGAUGUGGUCCCUCCGUGGCAAGUGAUAAAAUCUCCAGCUGUGCCUCAGCUCUCCCAGACAGAAAGCCUGCAUCCUUUUCGUCAUUGGAACCCCAGGAUCAGGAGGAUUUGGAGCCCGUGAAGAAGAAAAUGAAAGGAGACGGGGACCUUGACCUGAACCUGCAGUUGUUGGUCGCACAACCGCGUAGAAACGCCCAAACCGUCCAGGAGGACGUCAGAGCAGCGACUGGGAAGCCAGACAAGAUGGAGGAGACGCUGACAUGCAUCAUCUGCCAGGACCUGCUACACGACUGCGUGAGUUUGCAGCCCUGCAUGCACACGUUCUGCGCGGCCUGCUACUCGGGCUGGAUGGAGCGCUCGUCCCUGUGCCCCACCUGCCGCUGUCCUGUGGAGCGUAUCUGUAAAAACCACAUCCUCAACAACCUCGUGGAAGCGUACCUCACCCAGCACCCAGACAAGAGUCGCAGUGAAGAAGAUGUGCAAAGUAUGGAUGCCAGGAAUAAAAUCACUCAAGACAUGCUGCAGCCCAAAGUUAGGCGGUCUUUUUCUGAUGAAGAAGGGAGUUCAGAGGACCUGCUGGAGCUGUCAGACGUUGACAGUGAGUCCUCGGACAUUAGCCAGCCAUACGUUGUGUGCCGGCAGUGUCCUGAGUACAGAAGGCAGGUGGCGCAGCCUCCCCACUGCCCAGCAUCCGAGGGUGAGCCAGGAGCCCCGCAGGCCCUGGGGGAUGUACCCUCCACGUCCGUCAGCCUCACGACAGCAGUCCAGGAUUACGUGUGCCCUCUGCAAGGAAGCCACGCCCUGUGCACCUGCUGCUUCCAGCCCAUGCCCGACCGGAGAGCGGAGCGCGAGCAGGACCCACGUGUCGCCCCUCAGCAGUGUGCCGUCUGCCUGCAGCCUUUCUGCCAUCUGUACUGGGGCUGCACCCGCACCGGCUGCUUCGGCUGCCUGGCCCCGUUCUGUGAGCUCAACCUGGGUGACAAGUGUCUGGACGGCGUGCUGAACAACAACAGCUACGAGUCGGACAUCCUGAAGAAUUACCUGGCAGCCAGAGGUCUGACGUGGAAAAACAUGUUGACCGAGAGCCUCGUGGCUCUCCAGCGAGGAGUGUUCCUGCUGUCUGAUUACAGGGUCACGGGGAACACCGUGCUGUGUUACUGCUGUGGCCUGCGCAGCUUCCGGGAGCUGACUUACCAGUAUCGGCGGAACAUUCCUGCUUCCGAGUUGCCAGUGGCUGUAACAUCCCGUCCUGACUGCUACUGGGGCCGUAACUGCCGCACUCAGGUGAAAGCUCACCACGCCAUGAAAUUCAAUCAUAUCUGUGAACAGACAAGGUUCAAAAACUAAGCAUCCAGAGGCCCCGAGCAGCUUUCAGCACUGAAGGGGAAGAGAGCGUGUUUUUAAAAUACAGAGACAAACAUGUCAGGGCGUUUUCACGGCCCCCUGAGGGACGCAGGGUCUCCGGCAGGUGCUCUGGGGUGGCUCUUCUGUGGAGCUUUACCCUCUGAGUGAGACCCUCCCCAGAGCCCUGGGGGCCACAACCCGCCCUCCUGGCGAGUGCUGGGUGGGGCUCGUGGUGGCGUGAGCAGCAGAGACGAAGCCUUUCCGUGACACGCAGCCGUCCCGCCCAGAGGGGCAGGUUUGCUCUUUUGUAUGUUUUCCGUGACCACAGGUAAAGCAGAAGUCUGUUUUCAGGACGAGUUUCAAGGGAGAAAGGGGACAGUUUAUCAAAAACAUUGUUUCAGGAGAAGGGAGCAUAAGUUUACAGCCUACAGGAUGUACACAAUAUUCUGCUGUUGGGAAAACCACAGCAUUUUAUAUAUUUUUUAUUUUAAUAGGUUUGGUGCUUAUCUUCUAAUAAGAUUUAAAUAUCACAAACUGUAGCACAAAUAAUAUAAUUUAUAAUUUACAAAUUGACUAAAAUUGGGUAUAGUAUGGUAUUUGAAAGAAUAAGCAUAUGCUUCUGUUUAUUGAAAAAAAACUUCCAGUGUCCAAAACUG
Molecule: messenger RNA, 2921 nt
Organism: Mandrillus leucophaeus (drill)
Lineage: Eukaryota; Metazoa; Chordata; Mammalia; Primates; Cercopithecidae
Gene: CHFR
Product: checkpoint with forkhead and ring finger domains, E3 ubiquitin protein ligase
Exons: 19
Coding region: 1-2268 (755 amino acids)
Biological process (GO): protein ubiquitination; ubiquitin-dependent protein catabolic process; mitotic cell cycle checkpoint signaling
Cellular component (GO): nucleus
Molecular function (GO): protein binding; ubiquitin-protein transferase activity
Source: RefSeq, a predicted model, not a curated record